This is a messenger RNA of Emericellopsis cladophorae, 540 nucleotides long. RefSeq lists its product as uncharacterized. Gene Ontology annotation, biological process: ribosomal large subunit export from nucleus. Bases 1 to 540 code for a protein of 179 amino acids. The transcript is spliced from 2 exons. The record is from RefSeq and is a predicted model, not a curated record. Gene Ontology annotation, cellular component: nucleolus; preribosome, large subunit precursor. NCBI's taxonomy places the organism in Eukaryota, Fungi, Ascomycota, Sordariomycetes, Hypocreales, Bionectriaceae.
AUGGCGAAAAAUAGAGCCCCCUCAAAGCACUCUCGUGCCGCGCGCCGCGCAACAUCCCCCGGCAUCGACACCGACAAGUCCUUGAAGGACUUAAAACCCCCUCCGCGCGACGUAGCACCCCGCCCCUCUGUUCUCGCCGUGCAACGCUCUGCCGGCGUCAGCAAGAAGACCAAGGGCGGUCGCAAGAGCCAGCUAUCCGCCAAGGCGCGGAAACGCCAGGAGAGGGGCCUGCAGAUGGCGGAGGCGAUCGUGGAGCGCACUAGCAAGAAGGUCGAGAAGAGCAAAGGACGCGGGAAAAACAUUGUAGAAAGGAGUCAGGCGUGGGAGAAGAUCAACAAGGAGGCCGAGGCGGCUGAGCAGGAAGCGGACGACGCGAGCGACGAUGAGGACGAGGAAAUUCAGGGCGACGGGGUUGCCCCCAAGGUCGACGACGACGAUGCGGAUAGGGGCGCUGUAGAAGCUGGCCAGCCAGGAGAUGCGCCCUCCCAAAAAGGCGACGACGGGUAUUUGGCCAUUGACGAGGACGAGGAGAUUCUAUGA